Molecule: messenger RNA, 4993 nt
Organism: Canis lupus familiaris (dog)
Lineage: Eukaryota; Metazoa; Chordata; Mammalia; Carnivora; Canidae
Gene: PARP15
Product: poly(ADP-ribose) polymerase family member 15
Exons: 17
Coding region: 757-2817 (686 amino acids)
Biological process (GO): negative regulation of gene expression
Cellular component (GO): nucleus; cytoplasm
Molecular function (GO): transcription corepressor activity; NAD+ poly-ADP-ribosyltransferase activity
Source: RefSeq, a predicted model, not a curated record
GCGCCCCGCGCCCAGACGCCCGCUGCCCCGACCUUCGCGCGCCCACUCGCGGCCGGGAGGCUGCGUGACCCGAGCCCGAGGCCGCCGGGGAGCCGGGGAGCCGGACUGGAGGCGCGCCCGCGCCGGGAGGAUGACCCCAUGACUGAGAAUGUACUUUCCUUGCUUGUGGAGUCAGUGACCUGUCAGAAGCCAAUGGUGACUUCAGGGUGGAAUGACCAAUACUCAAGUUGCUGUCAUGACUUUUCUUGAAAAAUACUGAUGUCAGGACAUCUGUUAACGUUUGUGUUGGACACAAUAGAGUUCAGCAAUUUCAGAUUUUCCCAAGACUUCUGGAACUGAACGAACCAUUAGGGUUGAAAAUCUGCUGCCUCAUGUGGAUAACAGUUACAUAACAAUUUUUUGAAAACCCCACAAAUGGAAGAGAAAGGGUAACCGAUGUGCAGCUUUUCCCAGAAGAGAGGUCAUCCCUGGUUGAGUUUUCUAACUACAAAGAAAAAAUAUCACCUCUCCAAUAAUAUAAUGAAUGUUAAUGGGAAAAUCAGAUUACUUGUACAAACCUUCACUGCAAAGUAAACAUUAUUGGGAUAGAUCUAUUCCAUUAGUGGUGGACACCUACUUGGCCAAAGAGCUUGUCUUCAAUGAAAGGCCCAUCUCUGUGUUUCCAUAUUAUGUGACUUUGGGCCUAGCCUUGCACAGAAAGGAGAAGCCCCUGAGAAAGUUGGCUGCACCAUUUCUAGUGGCUCUGGAUCCUCUCAUAUGGAAGAUCUUGCAGAAGAAGCAUCACCUGAUUGGAAUGAUAAAUUACAAAAGGGAAAGUGUCACUGUGAGUCAAGAGACCAAGUCAGCUGGAUGAAUUGUCUUUCAAACAGAAAUGUGAUAACCUCAACCCAAACCAAAGAAGGUCUAAACCUCGUGUUGAUAAGUGGAGAUGUUAUUUGUUUCCAGGCCGAUGUCAUUGUCAACACCGUUCCCAUGAAUCUUCAACUUGGAGGCGGACAAUUAUCUCAGGCUCUUCUGCAGAAAGCUGGCCCAGAGCUCCAGAAAGAGUUAUAUGCCACCAGGCAGGGAACAGAGGAGGAAGUAGGUAGCAUAUUCAUGACAAGUGGCUGCAAUCUGAACUGCAAAGCCGUUCUCCAUGUCGUGGCACCACACUGGGAUAAUGGAGCAGGGUCUUCUCAGCAGAUCAUGGCAAAUAUAAUCAAGAAAUGUUUGACAACUGUAGAGGAGUUCUCUUUUUCAUCAAUCACAUUUCCCAUGAUUGGAACAGGAAGUUUGAGGUUUCCCAAAGCUAUUUUUGCCGAACUAAUCCUUUCGGAAGUUUUCAGAUUUAGUAGCAGUCUAUGGCAGAAAAGCUUACAAGAAGUUCACUUUCUGGUAUAUCCAGGUGAUGACGAAACCCUUCAGGCAUUUUUAGAUAAGUUCACUACAUGGUCAAGUGUUAAUCCCAAUGAGGACAAGAAUCUCAUGGCUGGAGGUAGCCAAGGUAUGUUCACGAUGGUCUCCAGCCCUGGGUUCGCGACAUAUGAAAUGAAAAUUGGUGCAGUUACUUUCCAGAUUGCUACUGGAGAUAUUACCAAAGAAAAGGCAGACGUGAUUGUAAACUCAACCACAAGGACAUUUAAUCUGAAAUCAGGGGUAUCUAAAGCAGUUUUAGAAGGUGCUGGACCGGCUGUGGAAAAUGAAUGCGCUGUACGAGCUGCACAGCCUCACGGAGAGUUUAUAAUUACACAAGGUGGCUACUUAAUGUGCAAGAUAAUCAUUCAUGUUCUUGGGGACAAUGAUGUCAGGAAAACUGUCUCCGCUGUCCUAGAAGAAUGUGAGCAGAGGAAGUACACGUCUGUUGCCCUUCCAGCCAUCGGAACAGGCAGUGCUGGAAAAAACCCAACCAUCGUCGCUGAUGACAUGAUCAGUGCUGUUGUAGACUUCUCAUGGAAACACUCCUCCCCAUCAUUAAAAAAAGUUAAAGUUGUCGUCUUUCUAUCUGAUUUGCUAAAUGUAUUCCAUGACAACAUGAAAAAGAGAGAAAAUUCUACAUCACCUUUCUUUCAAUCCACAUGCUUCGAGAGUGCACUUUUAGGAUUCAACAGACAGCCUCCUAUAAUAUGUGGGAGAAGUACAGGAACUAUGCAGCCCAGGCUCCCGUCCACCGAUUAUUCUUCUGAAAGGCAAAAUCACUCCUGGGAAACAGGAAUUGCGAAGGAACAAGAAGAGAAUAGAAAUAAUAUUCCUGAACACUGGACCAACAUGAAUCAGCAGCUGUCUUGUGUGAUUGAGCUACAUCCUGGACAAUCAGAAUAUGAUUCCGUAAGGGCCUUGUUCUCUGAGACCUGUUUCUUCUACAAAAUAGAGAAGAUUGAGAGGAUACAGAAUGUGUGCCUCUGGCAGAGCUACCAGAUAAAGAAAAAGCACAUGGACAUCAAGAAUGGCUAUAGAGAUAAUGAGAGAGUCCUGUUCCAUGGGACAGAUGCAGACUCGGUGCCGUAUGUCAAUCAGCAUGGCUUUAACCGCAGUUAUGCUGGGAAGAAUGCUGCAGCUUAUGGAAAAGGAACCUAUUUUGCUGUUGAUGCCAGAUAUUCUGCAAAUGAUAUAUAUUCCAGACCAGACAGCAAUGGGAGAAAACAUAUUUAUGUUGUACGAGUACUUACGGGAGUCUACACACUGGGACAUGCAGGAUUAGUUACCCCUCCAUCAAAGAACCCUCACAAUCCCACAGAUCUGUUUGACUCUGUCACAAACGAUACACAACAUCCAAACCUGUUUGUGGUAUUCUCUGAUAAUCAAGCUUACCCAGAAUAUCUCAUAACUUUCAGGUCUUAAAAAAUAGGGUUUUUUUUUCAAUCUCAAAGAGACGAUUUAGUUGUCUAUUUAUGAGAACAAUUUAUAGAGUUUUUGUCUUUGCCUUUGGCUUGUUUAGUAGAUAAAAAUCUGUUAGACCCCAAAAUGCUGAAAACAGCCUUUUGAAGAUGCUCUAUUGCCAUUUGUAGCAUACGUCUUUUCUCAGCAUAUUGAUGAGUAGAAGUUAAGAAAUGUAGAUGACAUAAUUAUAGCUACAACUAUUUACAGACACCAAAUCUGUAGGAGAACAAAAAACACAUUGCUUUUUUCUAGCAGAGAAGAAAUAAGAUGAAUCACUUUAAAACCAAGAUGUCAUUGUUCUUACAGAACAUGUUAAGACAUCAAACUGUGUUGAGCUCAACUGUACUGUUAAAUAACGAGGCUGCUAUUGUGCAUCUGUAACAGCUGGGAAUUUUGCUUCCUGAAGAAAUACUUAUUAGCUAUAGCUCAGCUUGAAUGACUGAAUCAAAAGGUAUCACCUCAAAUCUGUUGUGAAAUAAAUCAGGAAAAAAUGUGUUGUGUCACUGUCUAAUGCUACAUAACAAAUUCCUACAAAAUUGAGUGGCUUUGUGGGUAAGGAAUUCAGGCAUGGCUUAGUUGGUCAUUCGGAUUUAGGGUCUCUCUCAUGAAGUUGAGUAAAGGUGGUGGCAGGGGAUGCGGUCUUCUGAAGGCUUGACUGAGGCUGGGAGAUCUGCUUCCAAGGUGGAUCACUCAAAUAGCUAAAAAGUUUUUGCUGGUUGGCAGGAGUCCUCAGUUUUCCCUCCACAUGAUCCUCUCUAGGCUGCCUGUGUCGCUCAUGACAUGGCAGCUGGCUUACCCCACAGUCAGCAGUUCAGGAGGGCGAGAGGCAGAAGCCUGAUGUCUUUUAUGACCUAGCCUCUGGAGUCAGACUCCACCUCUUCUACAGUAUCCUGUUGGUUCCAUGGGUCAGCUCCUCCAGUGUAAGUGCAAAUUGCGGAAGGGCAUGGACACCAGUAGAUGGCAAACAUUGGGGACCAUCUUAGAGGCCAUAAAAUGAGGGAAUGACUGAUACAUUGAUAAAAUGUUACAAGCAAGUGGAAAGGACUCUAGAUGUCAUCUAAGCCCACUGUCCCCUCGUCUUUCUCCUCUACCCUCCCCCUCUCCCAGGCAAAAAGCCCUUGAGCCUCCCCUCGACCGUUUCCAACACUCCACAUCUUAAGGAUAACUUAUUCCAUCAUGAGCUCUAACUGUUGGAAAACUCUUGUUUACGCUGAGUGGAAAUCUGUUCUUCUGCGUCUAUUGCCUGCUGAUCACUGUCCCACCUCCUGGAGGACGCAGAGCAAACUCAUUCCUUUUACAGAUGGUCACUCUUCAGAUUCCUCUCUUACCUCUUUGAUGUUAGAGUUAGGUAAAUUCUUGAAAUACUUAGCAGCUUAUUUAUCCUGAUGUAUCACUUAUCAAGAGUUAAAGAUAUCGAAGUGUUUACAUAAUCUUAGAUAAGCACAUGCACACUAAAAAGAGUACAGGAAAGUUUAAAACUGUCACCAUACUGUAUCACUCAUAAUUGCGACAUUCAGAGGAAACCACUGCCAAGUUCUUAAACACUGCCUUCUCCUUCCUACAUCCAUCUUCAAUGAAGUCAAAGUCGUGCUUUAUUCAAUUACUUAAUUAUACAAUAUUGUUGGGGAUCCCUGGGUGGCUCAGCGGUUUAGCGCCUACCUUCGGCCCAGAGCAUGAUCCUAGAGACCCAGGAUCGAGUCCCACGUCGGGCUCCCUGCAUGGAGCCUGCUUCUCCCUCUGCCUGUGUCUCUGCCUCUCUCUCUGUCUCUCAUGAACAACAACAAAAAUUAUACAAUGUUGUAUCUGCCUUUUUUCAUUUAACAUUGUGUUACCCUCAUGUUAUUAAUUUCUUCUGUAAACAUAAAUCGUAAUGGGCCAGUUUUUCCACUAUAUAUUUUCCUUUUAUGUGUCUAUAAUCAUAAAGUUUUAAAAAAUGUCAUCAUCUUUCCUUAUAGAUUAAUAAUCCAAUUUCCUUCUGUAAUAUAUCUGUAUUAUUUCCCCCAUGUUGUUAAAUAUCUAGCGUACCUUUUGUUGGUUGCAUAGUAUUUCAUUGUAUGUCUCUACAUAAAUGUUAUGUCAAAAUUGGGUGCCGUAUAUUUCUAGAUAAAUAAAUGGUUGGAUUAUGAGAUGCAAAGAC